This is a messenger RNA of Coccomyxa subellipsoidea C-169, 2215 nucleotides long. RefSeq lists its product as hypothetical. Gene Ontology annotation, biological process: intracellular mRNA localization. Gene Ontology annotation, cellular component: ribonucleoprotein complex; nuclear outer membrane-endoplasmic reticulum membrane network; endoplasmic reticulum. Gene Ontology annotation, molecular function: mRNA binding. The coding region runs from base 71 to 1666 and encodes 531 amino acids. The transcript has 12 exons. NCBI's taxonomy places the organism in Eukaryota, Viridiplantae, Chlorophyta, Trebouxiophyceae, Coccomyxaceae. The record is from RefSeq and is a predicted model, not a curated record.
GGACGCCUUGGCAUCGUGCUAAGCACUGCCAAUCAGUUGUCUGCCAGGCACUCGUUAAAAGGUCGCCGCCAUGGUUGAGGCGGAGGCGCCACCAGCUGCUGAGGGUCCUGUUGAUGAGGCACCUGUUGAUGAGGCACCUGCUGGCACCAUCGAAGAGACGUCUGAAGUGCCAGUCAGGCCUCCCAAGAGGAUCCCGAAGCCCAUCAGGGAGAACAUGGUGGCACAGACGGAUGCUUUGGCCGCAGAAAUCAACACGCGCAAGGCCCGAAUCGCGAAACUCAACGAGAUAAUCAAGCUCAAGAGGAGUGGUGGUCAGAGCCCACAGGAGGAAGGCAACAGGAAAGAGUUUUCUGAUCUCAGGAACCAAUUCAAAAUUAUUCUGGAAGAGAAGAAAAGGCACCAGGCGGAGCUGACCCAUGUGGCCGAGAGGCGCAGCAAAAUGAGGGAAGAGACGCGGCAGAUGAAGAAGAAUGCUGGCAUUGGAGAUGGGGGCAAGAUUGACGAUCAGGUCCAGGAAUUGGAGAACAGGAUUGCCCAUUCUUCCAUGCCGCUGGCGGAGGAAAAGAAGGUGCUGGCGGAGAUCGCAAGACUGAAGGCGUCCCGGACGACGUUGGCAGCUUUCGAGGAGCGGCAGAAGGCGUUGGAGGCGCUGGACAAGGAAGGUGACGCGUGCAAGAAGAAGGCACAGCAGUGCAGCGAUAAGCUCACCGCCAUCCAGCAACGCCAGGACGUGCUGAAGAAGGAGCUUGACGAGAUCAAGGCCAAGGCGGCGGAGAAGACUGCUGACGUCCCCACUCUGCUGGCUGAGAGGGACAACCUCCGGGACAUCGUCACCCAGGUGUACGCCAAGAUCGUGGAGCUGCGGGCUGACUUCAAGGCCGAGAACGAGAGGUAUUGGGACCUGGAGCACGCCUGGAGGCUCUGGAACAAGGCGGACAGAACCCGCAAGCAGGAGGCCUAUCUGAAGGAGAAAGAGGAGGCUGACAAGGAGCGUGCGAAGGAGGACGCCUUCGUGACCGGCGACUUCUUCCAUGAGGAGAUUGCCUGCUGCGACCAGCUGACGGCGUACCUCUCCAAGUUCCUGAUCGUCGACGCUGAGACGGCUCCCGCCGAUGCCGCGGCCACCGUGGAGGCUGCCAGCAUCGACGGCUACAAGGUGUAUAAAAGGAAGGACGAGGACGCUGACAGCGUGUGGGGCCUGAGCGCUGGCAAGAAGGGCGGCAAGAAGGGCAAGAAGGCUGCCAAGUCCAGCGAGCCGGCGGAGCAGAAGCUGACUCACUCCCUGGACAACAUCCAGGCCUUCACCAAGCUGAAUGUGAAGAUCCCCAUGACCAGCUCCGAGGUGCCAGCCGCGCUCGAAGUCAUCACCGCCCGCAAGGACCACUACCUCAAGAAGCGGGCCGAGAAGGUGGAGAGCGGCGCCGUGUACAAGAGGAAGCACGAGGCCCACGAGAACGGCAGCGCAGCCAACGGCCACACCGAGACCAGCGGCAAGGAUGCGGCUGUCGCAAAUGGCGAGGCGAGCGGCGACGCAUCUGAGGAGAAGGUGAAAAUGAAGACCACCGUCGGCAAGGACCAGUCUGUGGAAGUGGGCCUCUCCAUUGCUGGAGACCUUGAGGAUGACCUGAUGUUUCCCAAGCUGGGCGCCAAGCUGGGCGCCAAGUAGCGAAGGCCAGCGCUACAGGGGAAUCCGCGCGCCGCAACACCAAGUGAUUCCCCUCACCGGCCCAAGUUGCAGGGUGGAUCCUGCAGAUGACAGCCGCCCAGCAGCAGCUGCCCAGGGGGCUUUGGCUGUGGCUCCUAGCGACGCCGCAGCGAUGCUUUCAGUUGGGGAGGAACUGUUUUGCACUGUGUGCACCUCCUGCUAGUUCAGGGGACUCGUUGCUCUGGCAAGACAUGCUGCUCGGCUAUGUUGGUGUCAGGAAUACACAAGACGCUGCUAGCAUGCAAAGCGUACUCUGUUGGGUGUGAGACUUGCACGUGCACUGGGGCACUGCAUAUAAUGCGUGUGAGAAUUGUCGGCGUCAAGAGUUGGCACUGGUUGCAUGUUGGGUUGGCGCUCAAAACAAUCAGCACAGCGUUUCAGGUCAGGUGCACGCUCGUGCGGCUGGCAGUUUUGAGGGCUGCCUGCGACAUUGAACAAGUGCUGCUGGGGAGCCCACAUCAUCAUUCAGGUCUGUGGUUGUGCUGAGAGGGUGUAAGAGAGGUGGCGCAU